AUGUCAAAACUGUGUGCUCUCAUUGACGAAGGUAAGAACCCAGACGAAUUCAAGUUUGAUGGUGCUGACGAAGACAAUGAAAUUAGCACAGGCACGUUUACAACCGCUAAAAUGAUGGAACUUCUGCUUAGUAUGUCAACUGAAAUAAAACAACAGAUCAAGGAACAGUCCGAACAGAUCAAAGAACAGUUCGAACGACAGUCCGAACGACAGACAGAGGAGUUAAAACAGAUCAAGGACCAGCUAAAACAAGUAAAAUUGGAAGUGGCAGAACAGAUUGAAGAACAGUCAACAAGAAUAGAAAUGAUCGAGCAGAAACUUGAUCGUCAGACCGUUGAGGUAGAUCAAAAGAUAGACAAAUUGAAGCGAGAAUUGGAACAAUCCAAAAAAAUGGCCAUGCCGUUAGAUUACGCAUCCGGAAGAACUUUGAAGGUACCAGCAUUUGACGGAGAGAUGUCCUGGAACGUUUAUAAAACCCAGUUCGAAGCAGUGGCAACUAGUAACUGUUGGAACGGAAAAGAACGAGCAACAGCACUGAUACUGGCCCUGCGAGGUUCAGCAGCAGAGGUUCUUUGGACGAUUCCGGCGGAGAACCACUUCAACUAUGAAGUUCUUGUUAGCGCGUUGGAUUUACGUUAUGGUGAAGAACACAUGAAACAGAUUUAUCGGUUUCAGCUUAGAAACAAAACGCAACGAUCUGGUGAAUCCAUUCAGCAGCUGGCACAAGAUAUCGAACGGUUGAUAUUGCUGUCGUAUCCGACAUCAGACCCCGAGCAUAGAGACGAAACUGCCCUGGAUACGUUUAUCAAAGCCCUUCGUGAUUCGGAACUCAAGCAAUCCCUUCUCUUGUCAGAUAAACGAAAACUCAAGGAUGCCGUUGCGCACAGUCUCACUUUUGAAUCGGCAAAGCAAGCAUCAAAAAGUGACGUAUGUCUACGCCAAGUACAUGAAGAAUGCUCUAGCCAGAAGGUGGUUGUGAAACGCGAACCCCAACAGCAUGGUGUACCCCAAUGCUGGAUCUGUGGUGAAAAAGGCCAUCUAUGUCGUGAUUGUAAACACCGCCUAAAAGAUAACCACUGCCGACAAGAUGGCGCAAAAGAAGAGAAGAUGAUCCUGUAUCACGAUCGGCCCCUUCUAACGAAGGAGCGGAAAACUAAUAAGAGCCAACUUUGCGAGGCAGUGGUUGGCUAG
Messenger RNA from Helobdella robusta, 1191 nucleotides. RefSeq lists its product as hypothetical. Gene Ontology annotation, molecular function: nucleic acid binding; zinc ion binding. Bases 1 to 1191 code for a protein of 396 amino acids. The record is from RefSeq and is a predicted model, not a curated record. The transcript is spliced from 2 exons. Lineage: Eukaryota; Metazoa; Annelida; Clitellata; Rhynchobdellida; Glossiphoniidae.